Molecule: messenger RNA, 866 nt
Organism: Alternaria alternata
Lineage: Eukaryota; Fungi; Ascomycota; Dothideomycetes; Pleosporales; Pleosporaceae
Exons: 2
Coding region: 179-625 (148 amino acids)
Molecular function (GO): single-stranded DNA binding
Source: RefSeq, a predicted model, not a curated record
GGCAGAGACGCACGUGUGAGCGUCCCUUAGCGUCCAAGCCCAACUUGGCCCAAACCGCGUCGCGCCCCAACACCCCCACCCGCCUCGCAUCACAACAACGUCCACCCCACAGCCGUCAAUUCGACCACCGAAAAGUACGCAACCCGCCAAUUCUGCACCACAAAAAACAACAGCGACGAUGUUUUCCUCCACAUUCCGCGCCGCAGCUCGCGCUCCCACCUCGGCCUUCACACGCAGCUUCUCCUCCACCCGACCCUCGCAAGUCGCGCGCAUGACCGUUAUUGGCCGUCUAGGUGUUGCACCCGAAGAAGUCACCAUAUCCGGCGACAGGACACUAGUUCGAUACAUAGUAGGAACAAACUACGGCAAGGGCGAUGACAAGAAGACCAGCUGGUUCCGGAUUGCGAGUUUCGUACAGGGAGCACAGAAGGAUUUCCUCAUGAACUUGCCAAAGGGAUCGCUACUCUAUGUUGACGCUGAUGCGCGCAUGGAGACGUACCUUGACGCUGAGGGCAACAAGAAGAGCAACUUGAGCUUGGUUGCACGCAACUUCGACGUCUUAUCUCGCCCUCGUGCUACUGAGGAGACGGAGACUACGGACGAGGGUCUUGUUCAGGAAGGUUAGGUUAAACGAACGGUUUUGCCUGCUGUUUCGACUAGGAUAUUACCCAACGGCGAUUCUCUUAUAAUACCCGCAAGUGGAAGAUGUUGUGUGCUGGAUCGAUGGUUCCUGAUGAAGCAUAUCUUGCUCGGCGCUGUAGGAUCUCUUUACGGGACUUCUCUUUACGAUAUUUGAAUGUACCACUAUGGACUGAAAGUUCACUUUGUAUGAUCUCUACUCUAGGAGUGGCGUGGCUUGGGAUUUA